Messenger RNA from Apus apus (common swift), 1104 nucleotides. Its product is annotated as small ubiquitin-related modifier 3. The record is from RefSeq and is a predicted model, not a curated record. Lineage: Eukaryota; Metazoa; Chordata; Aves; Apodiformes; Apodidae. Gene Ontology annotation, molecular function: ubiquitin-like protein ligase binding; protein tag activity. Gene Ontology annotation, cellular component: nucleus. Gene Ontology annotation, biological process: protein sumoylation. Bases 125 to 409 code for a protein of 94 amino acids. The transcript is spliced from 4 exons.
CCAGGCGCGCGCUCUCGCGGGUCGGCGGGAGCUGAGCGCGCGGGCCGCUCCCUCAGCGCGCGCGGCCUCCCGCUCCCUUCCCCCGCACCCCCCCUUCCCCCCCCCCCCCCCCUUUCCCGCCGCCAUGUCGGAGGAGAAGCCGAAGGAAAGCGUGAAAACGGAGAACGACCACAUCAACCUGAAAGUGGCGGGGCAGGAUGGCUCCGUGGUGCAGUUCAAGAUCAAGCGGCACACCCCGCUCAGCAAGCUGAUGAAGGCUUAUUGCGAGCGGCAGGGCUUGUCGAUGAGGCAGAUUAGGUUCAGAUUUGAUGGACAACCAAUUAACGAAGGAGACACACCUGCACAGCUGGAGAUGGAAGACGAAGACACUAUCGACGUGUUCCAGCAGCAGACGGGUGGAGCGUGUUAAGCCAUGCUGUCCUUUUGAGGAGUUCAAGGAUCCUCAUCACACCUCACUCUCUCAUCUGUCCUUGGAUUUGCUAUUAAAUAGUAAACAAAUGAACAUGCCAAUCACAUGGGAUUCUUCUAAACUUUAGAGGACAUUUACCAAAAUUGCUUGUUGUCUUUGACGUACUGUGUGUGCAAGUCAAAACAGUAUCUGCAGGGAUUAAUCUAUAUCUUAAAUUGGGCCAAGUUGAUUUAAGUUCAGAUUAAGUAAUAUGGGUUGUCUCUCUGCUGUUACCUUUUUUUCCUUGUCUGUUUGUUGGUUUGUUUUGUUUUGUUUUUUCCUUUAAACCUGUGGCCUAAAUAUCCAUCCAUGUGUUAGGACAUGGAGUGUUCAUUCCUGGCUCUCGUCGGUCUCACCCCUCUUGUUUAAUUCUAACCCUGUAAAUAAUUCAGUAUAUUUUCAUGCCAGUUGUGAGCAUAAAAGUUUCCUUUUAAGGUGUGCCUAUGGGAAGGAGAAAAGAUGCUGAUUUUAAGGUGGUUUUUUUUUAGCAUGUGUUGCAAACACAGUUAUUACAGGAGUGUUGAGCCUACUUCACAAGGCUGGUACAUGCAGACACAAUGCUUAGUAUAGAGUUGGGAGUUUCAGCUAUUGCAGAUUGACAUGUGCUUUGUCAUCCUAUGAUAAAGUUGUCUGAAAUAUACUUUUUUAACGCAGAA